This is a messenger RNA of Symbiodinium pilosum, 1419 nucleotides long. The record is from the annotation of a GenBank genome assembly. Lineage: Eukaryota; Dinophyceae; Suessiales; Symbiodiniaceae.
AUGUCCGAAGUCCAGGCUCAGGUGUUACCAACAGCUUUGGCCAAGAAUUCCGAUCUUGUCGUCCGAGCGCAUACCGGCACUGGCAAGACUCUUGCCUUCCUCAUACCAGCGGUGGAGAAGCUGGCCGCCGAACCUGCCGGGCAGGGUGUUGCGAUCCUGGUGGUAUCUCCCACGCGAGAGCUGGCGUUGCAGAUUGGACAAGAGGCUGAGACCCUCCUGUCGAUACACGACAUAUCGCUGAUGAGCAUGAUCGGCGGGACCAGCACAAGGCAUGACCAGGUGGCUUUGCGUCGGAUCAAGCCUCGCGUCCUAGUGUCAACACCCGGGCGCCUCCUUGAACACCUGGAAAGGACAUACCUCUUUGCCACCCUGGUCCAAAACCUGCAAACCUUGGUGCUCGAUGAGGCAGACCGGCUUUUGAGUUUGGGCUUCCUGCCAGAGGUGAAGGAGAUCGUGUCGUACCUUCCCACGCGGCGCCGCACAAUGCUCUUUUCUGCAACAAUGCCAGAAAGCGUCAUGGACGUCGUUUCAAAGGCGUGCCGCGGAAACUACCGCUACAUAGACUGCGUGGGGCAGGAGUCGGAGUCAACUGCCAGCAUGGUGGAGCAGUCCUAUGUAGUGCUGAACGGGCACCAGUGCUUGGCAGCGCUGUACAAUCUCAUCAUGAAUGAGAUGGCCUCAGAUAGGUAUGGCUACAAGAUCUUGGUCUUCUUCGCCACAGCAAGAAUGACGACUUUUAUGGCACAGUUCUUCCGUGAGCAGCUCCGAAUGGGCGUGUACGAGAUUCAUAGACGGCGUGAUGCUGACGCGCGGAUUUCGACGCAAGAGCGCUUCAAGGAAGCGCAAUCUGGCAUCCUCUUCUCCUCCGAUGUCUCCGCUCGCGGCAUGGAUUAUCCCAACGUGACUCUUGUGCUGCAGUUCGGAGCCCCGCCAACCCGCGAGAUGUACAUUCACCGAGUGGGUCGCACAGCGCGUGCGGGCAAAGCUGGCCAGGCUGUCCUCAUACUCGGAGAGCUUGAAAGGUCCUUCUUGACCGUUGUAGAGGAUUUGCCCAUCCGGCAGCAUCCUAUGGCCGAAGACUUGAAACGUGUCAACGAGCUGUUGAUCAAGGCUACGACCUCUUGGCUUGCUUCCGCCCCACUGCGUGCAGCGGCCAGCGCAGCUUUCGCCUCGCUGCUGGUCCACUACAAGGCUACCCAUCGUGUCCUGCACAUGGAGGAUGAUGCUGUCAUUCAGGCAGCAAGUGAUUUGCUGCUUGGCUGUGGGCUGGUCGAUCAGCCUGUCAUUUCACGGCGCUUGGGUGUUAUGCUGGGCCUGGAGAAGAAUCCCUUGAUCCAGUGCGCGCGACGUAUCGGAGAGCAAGAUGACGUACUGCAGGAGCAAGAACCUCCGGGAGCAGCAGGUCCAUGGCGAGGUUGA